AGAGAGACGAAACUGGGAGAGAGUGAGAGAGAGAGAGAGAGAGAGAGAGAGAGAGAGAGAGAGAUCUCCACCGUACCCACAACUAUCCCCACCGUACCCACAACUAUCCUUACCGUACCCACAACUAUCCUUACCGUACCCACAACUAUCCCC
Homarus americanus (American lobster) is the source of this 153-nucleotide messenger RNA. RefSeq lists its product as uncharacterized. The transcript is spliced from 2 exons. Lineage: Eukaryota; Metazoa; Arthropoda; Malacostraca; Decapoda; Nephropidae. The annotation marks the transcript as partial. The record is from RefSeq and is a predicted model, not a curated record.